GCCUCCGCCGGAAGAAGAAGCGGAAGUGAGACCGCCUAUCCAGAGGAAGGCAAGUGUUUGGCUCCGGCGGCUGAGAAUCCCGCGCGGGGCUGGAGACAGGUAGCAGUACAGGGGCGGGGCUUCAUGACGGAAGUGGUAGUCCGCAGUUGUUUCGGUUGGCAUCUUAGCGGGUGGGAGAUGCGGCGGCCACCUGCUGCGAGGAACCGAAGGGAAGGUUAGAGGUACGAAGGCAGUUUGGAGCUGGGGCUGAGCAGCUGUCGCACAGUCAGAUCAUGAGCUCGACCAAGCACUGGGGUGAAUGGCUCCUUAACUUGAAGCUGGACCCCGCCGGCAUGUUUGGUGUGGCCUUUCUAGCCAGAGUCGCCUUGGUUUUCUAUGGGGUCUUCCAGGACCGGACCCUGCACGUGAGGUAUACGGACAUUGACUACCAGGUCUUCACCGAUGCCGCGCGCUUUGUCACGGAGGGGCGCUCGCCUUACCUGAGAGCCACGUACCGUUACACCCCGCUGCUGGGUUGGCUCCUCACUCCCAACAUCUACCUCAGCGAGCUCUUUGGAAAGUUUCUCUUCAUCAGCUGCGACCUCCUCACCGCUUUCCUCUUAUACCGCCUGCUGCUGCUGAAGGGGCUGGGGCGCCGCCAGGCUUGUGGCUACUGUGUCUUUUGGCUUCUUAACCCCCUGCCUAUGGCAGUAUCCAGUCGAGGUAAUGCGGACUCGAUUGUCGCCUCCCUGGUCCUGAUGGUCCUGUACUUGAUAAGGAAAAGAGUCGUCGCGUGUGCAGCUGUGUUCUAUGGUUUCGCGGUGCAUAUGAAGAUAUAUCCGGUGACUUAUAUCCUUCCCAUAACUCUCCACCUGCUUCCAGAUGGCGACAAUGACAAAAGCCUCCGUCAAUCCCGGUAUACUUUCCAGGCUCGUUUGUACGAGCUCCUGAAGAGGCUGUGUGAUCGGGCUGUGCUGCUGUUCCUAGCAGUUGCUGGACUCACGUUUUUUGCCCUGAGCUUUGGUUUUUACUAUGAGUACGGAUGGGAAUUUUUGGAGCACACCUAUUUUUAUCACCUGACUAGGCGGGAUAUCCGUCACAACUUUUCUCCAUACUUCUACAUGCUGUAUUUGACUGCAGAGAGCAAGUGGAGUUUUUCCCUGGGAAUUGCUGCAUUCCUGCCACAGUUCAUCUUGCUUUCAGUUGUGUCUUUCGCCUAUUACAGAGACCUCGUCUUUUGUUGUUUUCUUCAUACAUCCAUUUUUGUGACUUUUAACAAAGUCUGCACCUCCCAGUACUUUCUUUGGUACCUCUGCUUACUGCCUCUUGUGAUGCCACUAGUAAGAAUGACUUGGAAAAGAGCUGUAGUUCUCCUAAUGUUAUGGUUUAUAGGGCAGGCCCUAUGGCUGGCUCCUGCCUAUGUUCUUGAGUUUCAAGGAAAGAACACCUUUCUGUUUAUCUGGUUAGCUGGUUUGUUCUUCCUUCUUAUCAACUCCUCCAUCCUGAUUCAAAUUAUUUCCCAUUACAAAGAAGAACCCCUGACAGAGAGAAUCAAAUAUGACUAGUGUAUGUUCCACACCUUCUGCUACUGUGUUACAUUCUGAUUGUCUUGUAUGGACCAGAAGAGAGCUUUGGGACAUUUUUUCUGAACAUUAGUACCCAAACCCAGCAGAUGCAUACCGCUGCAAAAUAAAUGGAACUCAACACUGGCUCUGACAAGUGCAGUUCUCUCAGCUGUACCAAGUCACUGUCGUCUCCAAACUUCAAUGAUUCCAGACCUUUAACAACUCCCUUCCACAUCGAAACCCUCUCUCACCAAAUUGUGUAAUUUCUUUGUUUACUGCUGGCUUCAUCAUGCACUUUUCCUUCAUAGCCUGUUUUAAGAAGUUGAUUUGCUGAACCACUUUUUAGCCAAGCUAUUUGUAAAUCAAGCUACACAAAAUAUGUGGCCAUAAUUUCCAAAAGGCACAUGAUCAUUGUUAAAUUUCUCUUGUUCUGCAGUGUGCAUUCAUGCAGUUAAAAAUUGUCCUGCACUGAUAGUAUGGCAUUAGAGAAUAGACUCAGAUCACUUGGGUUCAAAUCCCAGUGCAUGAUCCUGAGCAAGAUUAUCAUAUCUAGAUACAUUAGUUUUUAUCUGUGAAAUGGGAAUGAUAGUAUAAUCUGCAUAAAAUUGUUGGUAAGGAUUAAGUGAGUUGAUAUGCUCAAAGUGUGCAUGCUGGCAUAGAACACGCCACUGAUUACAAGUCUUUAUAAAGAAGGAGCUGUUCUGGCACUGUAAACUUGAACCUUUUUUUUCCCCAAAUCUAAUGGAUAUAGGCAAGGAACUUGUAUUUAUAUAAAAUAAAUGUUUGACUACCUUUUAUCAUAAACUUUAUUCUCAUCUUGAUCUGGUCCUUUGAAAAGAUAAUAAAUACUGAUAUGUGAAAAA
Molecule: messenger RNA, 2407 nt
Organism: Rhinopithecus roxellana (golden snub-nosed monkey)
Lineage: Eukaryota; Metazoa; Chordata; Mammalia; Primates; Cercopithecidae
Gene: PIGM
Product: phosphatidylinositol glycan anchor biosynthesis class M
Exons: 2
Coding region: 273-1544 (423 amino acids)
Biological process (GO): GPI anchor biosynthetic process
Cellular component (GO): membrane; glycosylphosphatidylinositol-mannosyltransferase I complex
Molecular function (GO): alpha-1,4-mannosyltransferase activity; GPI mannosyltransferase activity
Source: RefSeq, a predicted model, not a curated record